This is a messenger RNA of Oryza brachyantha (malo sina), 2965 nucleotides long. RefSeq names its product squamosa promoter-binding-like protein 9. Gene Ontology annotation, cellular component: nucleus. The transcript is spliced from 10 exons. Bases 208 to 2715 code for a protein of 835 amino acids. The record is from RefSeq and is a predicted model, not a curated record. Gene Ontology annotation, molecular function: DNA binding. Lineage: Eukaryota; Viridiplantae; Streptophyta; Magnoliopsida; Poales; Poaceae.
CCUAGUCAUCGGACGCCGCCCACCUACCCGAGCUCCCCUCCCCCCACCACACGAGACGACCGAUUCAUUCGCUCGCUGCCUACCCGCUCGCCAAGUCGAGCUGAGCUCCGAGAAUUCGUGAGGAAAUCCCGCAUCGCCGGAGCGCCCGAUCGGCGCCGCCGCCGGGAUCAGGUUUAGGGUUAGGGUUUUGGGAGGGGCCCAGUGGGAAUGGAUGCCCCCGGUGCCGACGGCGGUGGCGCGGCGGGGGCGGGUGGGGAGCCCGUCUGGGACUGGGGAAACCUUCUCGACUUCGCCGUCCACGAAGACGACUCGCUGGUGCUUCCAUGGGACGGUUCGAUUGGGAUCGAGGCCGAUCCCACCGAGGCGACGCUGCCCCCUGCCCCGCCGCCGCAGCCGGCGGAGGAGACGGAGGCCCCGGAGCCAGCGCCGCUGCCGUCUAUGCAGCCGGAGGGAAGCAAGCGUCGCGUGAGGAAGCGCGACCCGCGGCUGGUGUGCCCGAACUACCUCGCGGGGAGGGUACCGUGCGCGUGCCCCGAGAUAGACGAGAUGGCUGCCGCCCUGGAGGUCGAGGACGUGGCUACAGAGUUGCUGGCCGGCUCGCGGAAGAAGACGAAGACUGCAGGCCGUGGUAGUGGUGCGGCGGCCGGAGGAAGUGGUGGAGGGACUAGCCGUGGGACUCCUGCCGAGAUGAGGUGCCAGGUGCCUGGUUGUGAGGCGGACAUACGUGAGCUGAAGGGGUACCACCGCCGGCACAGGGUGUGUCUGCGCUGCGCGCACGCUGCAGCUGUUAUGCUCGAUGGCGUCCAGAAGCGCUAUUGCCAGCAGUGCGGCAAGUUUCAUAUAUUACUAGAUUUUGAUGAAGAUAAGAGGAGUUGUAGAAGAAAAUUGGAGCGACACAACAAAAGAAGACGAAGAAAACCUGAUUCCAAAGGCAUAUUGGAGAAAGAUGCAGAUGACCAGUUGGAUUUGUCAGCAGAUGGUAGUGGUGAUGGUGAAUUAAGAGAAGAGAACAUAGAUGCCACUACCAGUGAGAUGCUUGAGACUGUUCUGAGCAAUAAGGUUUUGGACAGAGAAACACCUGUGGGUUCAGAAGAUGUGCUUAGUUCUCCGACAUGUGCACAACCCAGUUUGCAAAUUGACCAAAGUAAAAGCUUAGUGACUUUCGCGGCUUCCAUUGAAGCCUGCCUUGGUGCUAAACAGGAAAACACCAAACUUACCAAUUCUCCAGUGCAUGACACAAAGAGUACUUACGCAUCCUCGUGUCCCACAGGACGUGUAUCGUUCAAGCUGUAUGACUGGAAUCCUGCUGAAUUUCCACGACGCUUACGUCACCAAAUAUUUGAAUGGCUUUCUAGCAUGCCUGUUGAACUGGAGGGUUACAUUCGUCCUGGUUGUACAAUCUUAACUGUAUAUGUUGCAAUGCCGCAACAUAUGUGGGACAAGUUAUCAGAAGACACAGUGAAUCUUGUCAAAAGCUUGGUAAAUGCUCCAAAUAGUCUCCUGCUGGGUAAAGGGGCCUUCUUUAUCCAUGUCAAUAAUAUGAUAUUUCAAGUAUUGAAAGAUGGAGCAACAUUGACGAGUACCAGAUUAGAAGUACAGUCCCCUAGAAUCCACUACGUUCAUCCAUCAUGGUUUGAAGCAGGAAAACCCAUUGAUCUUAUUCUUUGUGGAAGUUCUCUAGAUCAGCCUAAAUUCAGGUCGCUUGUGUCAUUUGAUGGACUAUACCUGAAGCAUGAUUGUUGCCGUAUAUUGUCGCAUGAGACCUUUGAUUAUGUUGAAGGUGGAGAAACUGUACUUGAUUCUCAACAUGAAAUAUUCCGGAUAAAUAUUACCCCUUCAAAGCUGGAUAACCAUGGACCCGCAUUUGUAGAAGUGGAAAAUGUUUUUGGACUAUCAAAUUUUGUUCCUAUUCUUGUUGGUAGCAAGCAUUUAUGUUCUGAACUAGAGCGGAUACAUGAUGCUCUGUGUGGUUCUCUGGACAAAAGUUCUGAUCCUUGUGAGCUUCGAGGACUUCGACAGACUGCAAUGUCGGGAUUCCUCAUCGACAUUGGAUGGCUAAUAAGGAAACCAUCUCCAGAUGAAUUUCAAAACCUACUGAGUUUAGCAAAUAUUCAGAGAUGGAUAUGCAUGAUGAAAUUCCUUAUACAGAACGAUUUUAUCAAUGUUCUGGAAAUAAUAGUGAACUCUUUGGAUAACAUCAUAGGGUCAGAGGUUCUUUCCAACUUGGAAAAGGGUAGACUGGAAAAUCAUGUAACAGAAUUUCUUGGAUAUGUAAGCGAAGCUCGAAAUAUUGUUGAUAACAGACCUAAAUAUGACAAGCAGACACAGAAUGAUACAAGAUGGGCAAGUGAUAAUGCUCCGAACCCGCCAAUGUUGGGCACUUCUGUGCCACUUGCUGAAGUAGGUACUGGAUCCAGUGGAGAACAUGAUUUGCGCUCAACUAAUGUAGCUUCUGGAGAGGAAGAAAAUAUGCCUCUAAUGCCUAAAUCUCUCCCACACAGACAAUGCUGCCACCCUGAUAUCAAUGCUAGAUGGCUUAGCCCUGCCUCCAUUGGUAUUCUUCCAGGUGGUGCCAUGAGAAUGCGUCUUGUCACCACUGUGGUAAUUACUGCGGUGCUGUGUUUUACGGCUUGUGUUGUCCUUUUCCACCCACACAGAGUAGGGGUGCUUGCUGCGCCAGUAAAGAGGUACAUAUCUAGGAACUACUCAUCAUAGUUCGAAGGUAGAUUAGAUUAACCUUCUUCCUGCUGCUUUCCUCUGUAUCAUAUGUAUCUCCUAAUUUGAGGCUUAGCUUGUUGUGCAUCUGAUGUUUGGAAGAGGAUUCACAGGCAUAAAUGCAAAUUUUGCAUCUUUUUUGGCAAAAAAGUGAGAGCAUUGUUGCCUGAAGACACUACCAGGUGCAUACCGAAAAUGUAAAAGCUGUUUAGUGCUUGAGACAGGGAUUGAAGUCAUGAUUUGCAUAGAA